Aspergillus ruber CBS 135680 is the source of this 1671-nucleotide messenger RNA. RefSeq names its product putative pyridine nucleotide-disulfide oxidoreductase. Gene Ontology annotation, molecular function: NADH dehydrogenase activity. The transcript has a single exon. The record is from RefSeq and is a predicted model, not a curated record. Lineage: Eukaryota; Fungi; Ascomycota; Eurotiomycetes; Eurotiales; Aspergillaceae. The coding region runs from base 1 to 1671 and encodes 556 amino acids.
AUGACGCUACUGGCAUUGAGUCAUUUACAGGUCCUGCCCCGGCGUUCGGCCUUGCGCCAGGUACAAAGAGCACGAUUCUCAACGACUAAACUAGCAUUGGCUGCGCAAGUCGGACACUCGACAGCAAUCGCACAAUCAGACGUAAACCGCGAACGAGUUAUCAUCCUCGGAUCCGGCUGGGGAGGGUACAGCUUCUCGCGCAGACUAUCCGCAGACUCCUUCGCGCCGCUUAUUAUCUCCCCGAGGUCUUACUUCGUCUUCACGCCGCUCCUUACCGACGCUGCCAGCGGCGCACUCGAUUUCUCGAAUAUCGUCGAACCGGUGCGGGAUUCCAAGGCGAAAGUCGAUUUCAUUCAGGCGGCUGCGCGGGCGGUCGACUUUGACAAAAAGACGGUGCUGUGUGAAUCGACGGUGGUUAAGAGUGGUGUUACGGAAUCACCGCGGACACACGAAGAUGAGCGGUUACAUGAGGAAGGCCCUGAAACUACAAGUCACCGGCCCAUGACUGAGGCGCGGAGAUGGGAGCAGGGAGAAAUGUUCGAGGUUCCGUAUGACAAACUAGUCAUCGCGGUGGGUGCAGUGAGCAAGACGUUUAAGACGCCCGGUGUACGACACAACGCCAUGUUCUUCAAGGACAUCGGCGAUGCGCGCCGGGUCAAGCGUCGCGUGCGGGAAUGCUUCGAACUAGCCGUACUCCCAACAACCUCACCGGAAAUGCGCAAGCACCUACUACACUUCGCCAUCGUCGGCGCCGGUCCCACGGGCACAGAACUAGCAGCGAACCUCCGCGACUAUAUCUAUCAAGACGUAGUCCGUCUAUACCCGGCCCUUGAAGGCAUUCCACGCAUCUCGCUCUACGACAUCGCCCCUAAAGUCCUCUCCAUGUUCGACGAGUCCCUUUCCCGCUACGCAAUGGACACUAUGCAAAAAGAAGGCAUCGAGAUCAAAACCUCCCACCACGUCAAAGGUCUCCGUUGGGGCGCACCCGGCGAUCCACCACCAUACGACAUGGAUCCAAAACGAUGCCUAACCCUGUCAACCGAGGAAGAAGGAGAAGUCGGCACCGGCAUGUGCGUAUGGGUGACAGGCAAUGCAAUGAACAAAUUCGUCUCGCGCGCACUGCAGGAUCUCAGCUCCCUCCCCACGGACUCCGUACUCAUGAAAGACGGCUCAAAGCCACCCACCGAGGUAACAAACACUACCUGGCACGUGAAAAAAGCAUCCAAAGUCGGCGCACUACUCGUCGACGGCCAACUCCGCGUGCAGCUCGAAAACGACCAAGGCCAAACAGCAGUCAUGCAAGAUGUCUUCGCAAUGGGUGACAACGCCAUGCCCGAAACCGGUGCUCCACCAGCUACUGCGCAAGCAACCUUCCAAGAAGCCAAAUGGCUAGCGACGCGGUUCAACAAGGGCGAUAUCCAGCAAUCCGGUCCAUUUUCGUUCCGGGAUCUAGGAUCGCUGGCGUAUAUCGGGGACGCUAAUGCAUUGAUGCAGAUCCCACACGAAAAGGACGGGUAUAAGUAUCUGCCGCAGGGGUUGACGGGGCGGACCGCAGCACUUGUGUGGAAUUGGGCGUAUGCGACGAUGAGCAUUAGCUGGAAGAACAAGAUAAGGGUUGUGUUUCGGAGACUAUUGAAUAAGGUGUAUGGACGGGAGGUGUCGAGGUAUUAG